CAAGGAUAAUUUCUUUGAAAGAGUCGAGGACUCUCGUAUAUCUUAGUGUCAGAUUCAGCGGUUCCGAAGGCCUCACGAAUGCAUGGCGUCAGUUCCAGCUUUAUGGAUACUUCGUAGGAAAUCGCUGGUGCUCCCGCCGUCGCUCGGGGCUGAAAUUUUUUCUACAGUACUUGAAUACGGAAAAAUAAACAAGAAUGCGCACCCCCGCUGAGACUGAGACACUAUCUCAGCCUGAGAUGUACAAAUUCGAGUCUCAGGAAACAGAAGCGCCAACCAGUGUCAAUCAAGUAGUUCUAUCACCAUCUCACCCGGAAACGCACAUAUUUACUAAUAGCAUGUUAUGCAUUCAAGAAGAAUUGGGCCAGUUAGGUGGGAUCGCAGGAGGUCCUAUAAUUACAGACCCACGUGAAGUUCAGUUACCUAAUAACAGCCAUACCAAUUCUGAAAGCAAUAGUAAUUCCAGUGAAACUGCAACAAAAUGCACUCCAGGUUCAGGGACUCUGGAUGCACAAAGAACAAGUUGGGUGGAAGGUAUAUUGGGAUGUAUGCGUCCAGUUUGGACUAUGCUUUCGAAAGCAGCUGUAAAUGAGAAAAUUAAAGGGCACCAAACGGAUGAUUGGGAAAUACCGUUUGAGUCGAUUAGCGAAUUACAGUGGCUUGGAUCUGGAGCUCAAGGGGCAGUAUUUAGUGGUAAAUUAAAUAAAGAAAUUGUAGCUGUAAAAAAAGUGCGUGAACCACGUGAGACUGACAUAAGACAUUUACGAAAGCUUAAUCAUCCAAACAUUGUUCAAUUUAAAGGAGUGUGCACACAAGCACCAUGUUACUGUAUAAUAAUGGAAUUCUGUCCAUAUGGACCAUUAUAUGACCUUCUCAGAGCUGGAGAGCCUGUACCACCUCCUAGAUUAGUGUCAUGGUCCAAACAGAUUGCAGCUGGAAUGGCCUAUCUUCAUGCACAUAAAAUUAUACACAGGGAUCUUAAAAGUCCAAAUGUACUGAUUGGACAAGGAGAAGUUGUAAAAAUUAGCGAUUUCGGAACUAGCAGAGAGUGGAAUGAAAUUAGUACAAGAAUGAGUUUCGCCGGUACUGUUGCCUGGAUGGCUCCAGAAAUAAUCAGGAAUGAACCUUGUUCUGAAAAAGUGGAUAUAUGGUCGUAUGGCGUUGUAUUGUGGGAACUAUUAAGUGGAGAAAUACCUUAUAAAGAUGUAGAUUCUUCUGCAAUUAUAUGGGGCGUAGGCAAUAAUUCUCUUCAUUUACCAAUUCCUGCAAGUUGUCCAGAAGGUUACAGGUUACUCGUAAAGCAAUGUUGGGCUGCAAAACCACGCAAUAGACCUUCCUUUAAACACAUCGAAAUUCAUCUUGGUAUCGCAGCAGUUGAAGUGUUAUGUACAAAACCUGAUGAGUAUUUUAAGACACAGCAAUCUUGGAAAAAAGAAAUCAGAGAUCACAUGAAACAGAUGCAAACGAAUAGUUGUAGUAGCCCUAGAUUUGAAGCUGAUCUGAUUCGACGACGUGAGGAUGAACUAAGACAUGCUCAAGAUAUUCGGGAACACUACGAACGUAAACUGGAACGAACUAACAAUUUGUAUUUAGAAUUAAGUGCUGUUUUACUGCAGUUGGAACAGCGUGAACGAGAUGUGAUGAAGCGGGAACAACAAAACGGACAUAAACAAUGUAAAAAACGUCUUGUACAUCCCCUUUUAAAAGCUCAAGAAAGACUUCAUCGUAGACGUAAUCAAACUACACAAUUUUCAACAUCAUCUACACCAACAACACCACCAUCACCAACAGAUUGCCCCCAGAGUCCUGUGAAAGCAACUAUGUAUACACAGUUAAAUGAGUCUAAUCAACCAGAAACAAUUCUAGCUCCGAAUAAUAGUUUUAAACAACGUAAAUACAGACAUCGUAGGGUGGGAUCUUAAAAUAAAUAUUUUCAAGAAAUAUAUAUAUAUAUAUAUAUAACUUCCUUUUUUUCUAAUUCAAAUACAGAAGUAUGUGCACGUUUUGUGGACAGUCAAACACAAACAGAUGUAAUGGACAUCAGUGAAACUGAUUUCAGUCCUGUCACAAAUACAACAGUACCAACAACAGAAAAGCUUUCUGUAAAUAGCAUUAAUAAACAAUCAUUAAGUAAACAAGUACCAGAGUGUUUAAAUGGGAACUCAAUUCUGUCUGAAGUUCAUUACAGAAUGCAAUCUAGUUCUUGUUCCAGUCCAGAACCGUCAAAUGAAAAUCAUGUAAAUGGAAAUGAGCGUUUGAAGGACUGUAGUGAUGACGAUAAUCUCGAAACACUUGGCCGAAAAGUUAGUGAAAUUAUCAAUGCUAAUCGCCUUAUUUCUCCCAUAGAUAAUGGAAACUGUGACGAUGUGAUAAUAUCACAUAGAGGUAAAGAAGAAUCAGUGAAACUAUCUGGACAUUUUUGUGGAAUUAUUAUUAAUGGUACUAAUGUGCAGCAAGAACAGUCUGAAAUUAGGACACGGCCUGGAUCGGAAAGCAUAGACACAUUGUGUGAUCACGAGGAUGAUAAUUGCGAAGAAAGUUGGUCAGAUGAAGAAGGAGAAGAUCCAAGUUAUACGUAUAAUUACUCUCUAAGACGAAGAAGUAUUGCAAGAAGACCAAUUGGUCCUGGGUGUAGAUUAAGAAGGUUUAAACAUGCUACAGUGCGAAUAGAAGGAGUAUUAGCUUCUGAUGAAGAAAAUACUUCUGAAUAUUCACAUCCUCCGUCCAGUCAAUCCUCCACGUUGGAGAGCAAUCCUGAUGUGCAAAGAGUACUUCGUAAUAUUCAUUAUUCCCAUAAGAGAAAAGAGAUAGAUGAUGUUUCUGAUACGUCAAGUCAAUCAGAAACGGACGAAGUCAGUGAGAUUACAAUUGCACCUCAACCAGUAGGUGCGAAUUUGAAAAUAGAAAGCAGCGUCUAGAUUAACGUGUUUUUUUAUAUCUCAUUUAUGAGUGAUAUAUUAUAAGUACCUAAU
This is a messenger RNA of Dufourea novaeangliae, 2969 nucleotides long. It is a transcript of the gene wnd, whose product is annotated as mitogen-activated protein kinase kinase kinase 12. The record is from RefSeq and is a predicted model, not a curated record. The transcript is spliced from 12 exons. Lineage: Eukaryota; Metazoa; Arthropoda; Insecta; Hymenoptera; Halictidae. Gene Ontology annotation, molecular function: JUN kinase kinase kinase activity; ATP binding. Gene Ontology annotation, biological process: protein phosphorylation; JNK cascade.